Messenger RNA from Vidua chalybeata, 7434 nucleotides. Its product is annotated as KIAA1549 like. The record is from RefSeq and is a predicted model, not a curated record. NCBI's taxonomy places the organism in Eukaryota, Metazoa, Chordata, Aves, Passeriformes, Viduidae. The transcript is spliced from 21 exons.
AUGGAAGGAUCAAGAACUGAAGGACUGGAAUAAAGAAGUGGUGUCAGGCAACAGCAUGUCGAUGAUGAUCCUUCUACAGGACCUUUUCCUAAUUGGAGAUCUAUACUAUCACCAACACGGCCUUCCACAGAAACUAAGACUCCCUCAGUAGCUGACCUUUCUCUGGGACAGACUUUGGAGAACGCAGACCUGCUUCAGAUGAUAAAAACAACGCUGACUGGUGCCCGUACCAGGACUUUGGAUCAGAUGCACGUGUCACCCUCCCUCUAUCAAGGCAGUGGGAACAGUGCGCCCCAGGACCCCGCUGAGGUUUCAGCCGAGUCGCCCCUGAGGCCGUCGUCUCAAGAUGCAGAUGACACAGCUGCUCUAACAGUGUUAUCUGGAGUAUCUUCUGGUGCAAUACCUACAGUAGAAACUUCAGAAGCAAAACCACUAACAAGAAAAUCAUCUCCAGCUUCACCAGUGCCAGCUUCUUCCUUCUUUUCUCUAGGCACUGAAAACACACCUUUGCCAUCCGUGAUGGCUUUAAGCACACCGGUCCUGACACUAACAAAAAAUAACACUGCCACAAAACUGACACCGGAUCUAAGCUCAGUAGGAACACGGGCAGAUUUUCCUUUUGCAACGAGAAACACGACUGCCUCACCUCUGGACAUGCCAGCUCUGCUCAUAACCCCCAAGAGCAGCACGGUCACAGCUUCCACACUCGCACCCACAGCCCACGUACCAAGGCAGAUAGAAACAACCGUAACUGACACCCAGAAGUUCCCGAGCUCAGACAUCACCAAAACGCCAACCCCAUUCCCACUGACAAUGACAGCAGCUUUGACAUCUAUUACAGCAUCAGCGAAAACAACUAGGCUUCCCCCUCCUGCAGUGGAACUCACCCCUGCUCCUCCCGACACCACGGCAGCAGCCGCUUUCGCUAACAUGACGGCAGCUCCCUCCCUGGAUUGCCGGCUCUCUGCCAACAUGAUGGUGAAAACAGUUCUGUUUCUGAACACAAGGAGGAUGAUGAUCAGCAAUGCCUUCAGGGAGAGUGUGAGAAGAGGCCUCAACCAAGUGCUGAGACAAGCUUUCAACCAGAAUGUCAGUGCUCAGGUUGAAAUCCUGGAGCAGUCGAGCAACCUGACGGUUGGUUACUACGUCACGCGGGGCAGGCUGGUUUUCACGCCGGCUGCAGUCGCCGAGAAGCUGCUCGCCUACGGCCUCAGCAACGCCACGGCGGACAUGAAGCAGCACGUGCCACACCUGCAGGCCCUGGUGGCCCUGGCCCUGCCCUGGCAGCCCCUGCCCGCCUACCACUUCCAGCUGAAGACGGAGCUGCAGUUUGUGGGUCAAACAGAUAAUAUUCAGUCAUGCAAAUUUGUUCAGACCAUGGAACAGCGGCUCCAGAGAGCAUUUCAGGAUGCUGAAAGAAAGGUCCUAAACACCAGCAACAACUUGACUGUGCAGAUUUUGAACACCUCCAAUGUCUCCCAAGCUGUCACUCUGUUUUAUGUAGUGAAAAAUCAAAGCACAACUCUAAAUGGCACUAUUUCCAGCAACCUUCUUAAUCAGCUGUCAGCUGAGCUGGUGGGUUUCUACCUCACCUACCCACCUCUCACCAUUGCUGAAUCUUUGGAGUAUCCAAACCUUGAUGUCUCGGAAUCAACUAGAGACUACUGGGUGAUAACAGUCAUCCAAGGGGUUGAUAUUGCUUUGCUGGGGCUGAACAACCAGAGCUUUGCCAGGCUGAUGGAGCAGCGCUUGGCCCCGCUGUUCAUGAUGUCCCACCAGCAGGGACGGCGGCUCAGACGUGCCACCACCGUGGGCAGCUACACUGUGCAGAUGGUAAAAAUUCAACGUAUUCCAGGACCCAAGGAGCCAGCUGAACUGACAUAUUACACUUUAUACAACGGGAAGCCUUUGCUGGGCACUGCAGCUGCCAAAAUUUUGAGUACAGUUGACUCCCAGAGGAUGGCCUUGACCCUGGGCUAUGUCAUCCAAGUUCAAGCUGAUCCUGUGGUGAAGAACCCCCCAAACAACCUGUGGAUCAUUGCAGCCGUGCUGGCUCCCAUCGCGGUGGUCACCGUCAUCAUCAUCAUCAUCACCGCGGUGCUGUGCAGGAAGAACAAGAACGACUUCAAACCAGACACCAUGAUGAACCUGCCUCAGAGAGCCAAGCCAGUGCAAGGCUUUGACUAUGCCAAGCAACACUUGGGCCAGCAGGGAGCAGAGGAUGAGGUUUUACCUGUGACUCAGGAGACUGUCAUCCUUCCACUUCCAGUCAGAGAUGCUCCUGCCUCCCAGGAGAGAGAAACUACCCAGGAUGGGAGCACCAUCAAAACUGCCAAAUCCAACGAAACGAGGAAAAGCCGCUCCCCGAGCCGGAACGGCUCCAUCCUCAGCAACGGGUCGGGAAAGCCCAGCUCCGGCCGGAGCUCCCUGCAGAAAGUGAUGGCACCGCAGAAAGCGGCAAAAGACGAGGGCAGGAAAAGGAACGUGGCCGUGAGUGAUGAAGAGGAAGGAGGGAUUCUCUUUGAUAACGUCGCCAAGUCUGCCAUGGACCCCUUUGACACCUCCUCGGGCUCGGUGCAGCUCAUUGCCAUCAAACCCGUGGCCCUCCCUGCUGUCCAUGCUGCUUCAGAGAGGAGCCAGGAGUCUGCCAUCAUCAAUGGGGAGGUGAACAAGGCUUUGAAGCAGAAGUCUGACAUAGAGCACUACCGCAACAAGCUGCGCCUGAAAGCCAAGAGGAAAGGGUACUAUGACUUCCCACAGGUUGAUAACAGCAAGGCGCUGACAGACAGAAAAAGGAUGUAUGAGAAAAACCAGAAAGAACUUGAGCACAUUUUGGAUCCAGAUGCAGAUGUCUCAUCUCCUUUUGCUGAGCCUAAGAACAGGCAGCCACUGAAGAACUCUGUGUACAGAAGCAGGCAGUCCCUGAACAGCCCCAGCCCAGGGGAAACUGAGAUGGAUCUUCUGGUGACUCGAGAAAGGCCGAGGCGUGGCAUCCGGAACAGUGGAUAUGAUACCGAGCCUGAAAUUAUAGAAGAAACGAACGUUGACCGCGUCAACGAGCCGCGGAAUUACGGCAGGGCCCGGCAGGCCAAGGGCCACUCGGAGACGUCGACGCUGAGCUCGCAGCCGUCCAUCGACGAGGUGCGGCAGCAGAUGCACAUGCUGCUGGAGGAGGCCUUCAGCCUGGCCUCCGCUGGCCACGGGGGCCAGCCCCGGCAGGACGCCUACGGCUCGGCCCCGCACCUGCCCUACUCCGAGGUGGUGACCAGUGCCCCCGGCACCAUGACCCGGCCGCGGGCGGGCGUGCAGUGGGUGCCCACCUACAGGCCAGAAAUGUACCAGUACAGCUUGCCGAGGCCCGCUUAUAGAUUUUCUCAGCUUCCUGAGAUGGUAAUGGGUUCUCCUCCCCCUCCUGUCCCUCCCAGAACGGGUCCUGUGGCUGUUGCCUCUCUCAGAAGGUCUACAUCAGAUAUUGGCAGCAAAGUGAGAAUACCUGAGUCCAGUGGAGCAGAUCAGGCCCAGCAUCAUGAUCAGACACCUUUUGCAGCGGGUUCGAGAGCUCCCAUGUCUGUUGGCCCACUCGAUCAGUCGGCUUUUCACUCAGGAAAUACGGUACCAGCAGUGUUUGCCAUUCCAGCGAACCGACCUGGCUUCACGGGCUAUUUCAUCCCAACUCCUCCCACUGCCUACAGGAACCAAGCCUGGAUGCCCUAUGCUGGAGAGAAUGAGUUGCCAGGGCAGUGGGCAGACUCUGUCCCCCUUCCUGGCUACAUCGAGGCUUACCCGAGGCCCCGCUACCAGCACAACUCGCCCUCCCGGCUGCCCAGGCAGUACAGCCAGCAGGGCAGCCUGCACCCCAGCCUGGAGCAGGCUCCGCUGGCCUCCGCCGCCGCCUCCCAGCAGAGCCUGGCCGACAACGACCCCUCCGACGCGCCGCUCACCAACAUCUCCACGGCUGCCCUCGUCAAGGCAAUAAGAGAAGAAGUGGCCAAGCUGGCCAAGAAGCAGACAGAUAUGUUUGAGUUCCAGGUCUAAUAUACCUUCUGUGCUCGGUGUUUGUGUCUUGCGACCUGGGGUAGCCAAGAAAGCAACUCCUUUAAUUUUCGGCUACAGACUUUCUGUGAAUUGUGCCAAAGCGAUGGCAUUUUAAUCUGUCUGAAAAGUCAGCGCUAUGAAAUGACUUAAAGCAGAGCAACGGGACUCUGAAGACACGAAAUUCCGCUUUCCAGCUAAGGAAAAGCUGCCAGGAAACUGUUUCAUACUGAUGAGAUCAACCAUAUGCAAUUGUUUGUCACUUCGCUCUCGUAUUAUGACCCAUCGUCACUAAAGAUGCUGCUGAACAUGUCUGUGCCACAAGAAGUUUCAUUUGCAGGCCCAGAGGUAGAGCUGCUGAAAAUAACUUCUGCAUGCCAAAACUUUGAUUCAAGAAGAAAAACCCCGCAGAACAGGGUUUGCUGAAGGCCAUGGCUGGCAUGGCAGUGGCCGUGUUAAUUGUUUGCUGUAGGACAUGGUACAAGGGGUGCUGAUUUCAGCAAUGCAGAGUCAUUUCAGCCUUUUCAUCCCAGAGACUGUAUUCAAACCAAAAGAAUUCAACGUGAUUAAGUAAUACAAAUAAAAGUCCUGUAAAUAGCUCCGAGUCUCUUCAUCCUAUUAACAGUGCAAAGAAGUGAAAGAAGAGAGGACUGUGAAGAAGGUGAAUGACAUUUCCAUAAUUGGUGGCUACCUUGUCCCUCAGUGCCACCGAUGAGUUAUGGAGGAGAUUUUUUUUUUUUCAGCGUGAGUGAAUACAAUGCAUGAAGAGCCAGCAAAGGAUAUUGGUGCUAAAAGCUUCCCAGAGAAAUGAGAGAAGGUUAUUCCUGUUUUCCCUACAUUCGGGCUUUUCACUCUGAAUGCAUGUGAAGCUGGUAAACCUGAGACCUUCAAAUCCUUCCAACCUGGAAAAAUGAAUACACCUGCUUGGACAAGGAAACCUCUGUUCAACACAGUGCUUUUUUUCCUCUUUCUUUAGCAAUGCUAUCUACUAAAGUGAUGCCAGAAAGUGCUACCUUGAAGCUGCAGUUGAUUUUGAUUGCGCUGGCACGGUGAAUGCGCACCCAGGAAGUUCUGAAUGUAGAGGACCUAAUGACUAUAUUAACAUGUAAAUAAGUUAACAGCUACAUGGAUUAACAAAAAAUAUGAAUGUUCUGUGAAAAAGAGAGCAUUGCCAGAAAUGAUGUUGACUUUAUAUUGUGCAAGAUAAAGGUCACUGAUUGUUACACGGCGUUGUGGUAGGAAUCCAGUCCCAAAAGAAAAUCAAACCACUUGGGAUGGGACAGUAGUUAAUAUUUUGCAGUUGUACAAACUAGUUGAAGAUCACGAACAGUUGUUUUCAGUUCCUUCAGCAAUUAGCUUCAGGAACUGAAGUUGUUGCAAAAUUUGUUGUGUUGGGCGUGUUUGAUGUCAACUGGAGUUAAAGGUAAUGUCCUUCAUUUCAGUGGGUUAUUUAGUUAUCCUCAAUUACUAUUUUGUCUGAUCAUUUCAUUUCCCUGAGUUUCUUUGGUCUUAGCUGAUGUGAGAAAGGGAACUUGGUUUAGCUUUUUGGCCAUCAGUAAAUUGAGAGAAGGAGAGAGAAGACUAGAAUAGGGGAUAGAAGAAGAAAUUGAUGAAGCACAAACUUUUAAGGCAUAGCUAUUUCCCCCCCUAAUAAUCAUAUUACAAACCCUGAGACUGUGAUGUGUAAUUAUCCUAGAAUAUACAGACAUCCUCUGCUCCAAUACCUGGAAUAUUGCAGAAGCGUUUGGAAUGCUAGUAAAUCUUUCAAUAAAUGUGAAAUUUCAUUUUUAUUAUUUAAAAUCAGAUAUAAAUAAAAUGUAUUUUUGUAAUUUCUAUGUAUAUAUGUGCUGUAUAUUUAUAUAAGUGACUAGUCUGCUGUAGUCAGAAAAUUUCCAUAAACUAAGUGGAAAAAAAAAAAAAAGAAAGAAAGAAUAAACCCCUGAUAAUUGUACUGAUCAAUAUAAAUGUGCUAUGUCUGGAGUACACAAAUAUACAAUUGGGUAACUUGGAUACUAAACAACCAAAGAAACUCAAUUUUUCAUAUAAAUACAAGUCUAGUAAAGGCUGGCUGCUGUCUCAGUUACCUGUCAGCCAGGUAAUACUGAUAUUAUCAGUGUAAUACAACACAGCCAAAUUGGGUCAAAUUAAUAGCUGGCUAAGAGCAUCACACUUUAGAAUAACAGCUGAAAAAUACUGGGCCAAACCCAGUGUGCCACAGAAAGACAGGUUCCGGUUGGCUUCAGUGGGAAUUCCACUCACUGAGAGCAAGGCUGAGUUUCUCUAUUGGGCUUUGUCUAUAAAAGCAAAUUUCACUAGACCCCUUGAACAGAAAUCUGUUUAUUUCUCACUCAUUUGGAUCUCUGUAACGUAGGUGCAGAUAUAAUGGAAGAGCAGCUGACUUUUAUUUAGCCUGAGCUGGUUCACAGCUGGCCUGAGCUAACCUGGGAAGUAAAACCUACACCAGGUCGUGUCAGCCACAUUCUGCAUCAGCUUUAUUAUCUCAGUUUUUGAAUGAUUCUUCUAUGUAGCCCAGUGAAAUUUUGGAAGUAAAUGGGCCCUUCUAAGCAAUGGGGGUGAAAUGUGCUGUGUAAUAAAUUUCUCUAGCUUAGACUCCAGUUUUGCAGAGUUAUCCUGAGGCUGAAAUUAUGCGAGCAGCCACGAUCCCAUGGAUGGGCACGCUGAAGCCAUAGAGGUGGGAAGGGUAAUGUAAUAAUAUAGUCCUAAAAAAAUCACGGGAAGCAGGGCAUUCCAGUUUAAAAUGACAUCUUUUGGACACUUAUCUCUUUGUAAGUCUGUUCCCAUUCUUAAAUUGUGGCAAUUUAAUAGUUCUAUUAAAAAUGUGUGAGGGUAAAGCCUCCGAUAUCUUACACAAUGAAUCUUGUGUCUUGCCAUACUGGAAACUACAAAUUUUGGAAAAUAUAGAGAUGUCCAGGGUUUGGAUGUCUGUAGAAAAUGGAAAACCCCCAAACAAAAGCAUUUAAAUAGCCUUCUAGAAAGAAAAACCAUUUCAGUACAGUUAAACAAAGUACUCUUCAUACUUCUGACGAAGACCUGUUAGAGAUUCAAAAUUAAUUUUGUUUGGUAUUAUUAUGGAUGAUGUGCAGUCUAUUGAAUAUUUCCUGAGCCAUCACUCUGAAACCAUUGUGGUGCACUUUAUUCAGAAAACCAUCUUGCAUUCUUCAUUCAUGAUGCCUUUUUAUCCUGUUUGUAAUAUGUUUCUGUAAUUUUUUUUUUUUUUUUAAGUAUAAAGUAAGAUUAUAUCAAGACAGUUAGGACAUUCCUGGGAAAGAAAAAUCAUGCUGUACUAUUUAUACUGUCUGAGCACAAAGCAAUGAUAAAGUGAAAAUAUAGUGUACAAAUAAUUUGUAAUAUAAUAAACAUUUUGUAUGGCUACAAUUACAA